This is a messenger RNA of Sphaeramia orbicularis (orbiculate cardinalfish), 2824 nucleotides long. RefSeq names its product DnaJ heat shock protein family (Hsp40) member A1 (gene dnaja1). NCBI's taxonomy places the organism in Eukaryota, Metazoa, Chordata, Actinopteri, Kurtiformes, Apogonidae. The transcript is spliced from 9 exons. Gene Ontology annotation, biological process: protein folding; response to heat. The record is from RefSeq and is a predicted model, not a curated record. The coding region runs from base 149 to 1363 and encodes 404 amino acids. Gene Ontology annotation, molecular function: ATP binding; Hsp70 protein binding.
AAUGACGUCAUAAUAUUAGAUUAUUGCCACCCAUACUACUGCUAGCAGCGUGAAAGAAGCUUCUGGAAGAGGCGCUUUGAACUGAAGGCUCCACUAUAAACUUCUCCACAUCGCCGACUUUGUACAGAUCAACCAUCAAAAGUCAAUCAUGGUGAAAGAAACAGGAUUCUAUGACACAUUGGGUGUGAAACCUAAUGCCACACAAAGUGAACUGAAAAAAGCAUAUCGUAAACUAGCCUUGAAAUAUCACCCUGACAAAAAUCCUGUAGAGGGAGAAAAGUUUAAGCAGAUCUCACAGGCCUAUGAAGUGUUGUCAGAUGCCAAGAAAAGAGACUUGUAUGACCGUGGAGGUGAAAAGGCCAUUAAAGAAGGAGGAACUGGAGGUGGUGGAAAUUUUGCAUCCCCCAUGGACAUUUUUGAUUUUGUUUUUGGAGGUGGUAGUCGGAUGCACAGAGAAAGAAAAGGCAAGAAUAUUGUUCAUCAGAUUUCAGUGACUCUGGAGGAUCUUUAUAAUGGAGCUACAAGAAAACUUGCUGUCCAGAAAAAUACUCUUUGUGACAAAUGUGAAGGUCGUGGGAGUCGAAAAGGAGCUGCACAGAUGUGCAUGUCUUGCCAUGGUACCGGCAUGCAGGUCCGUGUGCACCAAUUGCUACCAGGUAUGGUCCAGCAAGUGUCCACGGUGUGCCACAACUGUCAGGGCCAAGGACAGCGAAUCAGCCACAAGGACCGCUGCAAAGCAUGUGUAGGUCGUAAGAUCCUGCGACAAAAGAAAAUCCUGGAGGUCCACAUUGACAAGGGAAUGAGAGAUGGACAAAAGAUAGUUUUCCAUGGAGAGGGAGACCAGGAACCAGGUCUUGAGCCAGGUGAUAUCAUUAUUAUCCUGGACCAGCAAGAACAUCCACGUUUCACCAGGAAAGGAGAGGACCUGAUCAUGUCAAUGGAGCUGCAGCUGGUUGAGGCUUUGUGUGGUUUCCAGAAACCUGUUCAAACACUGGACAACAGAACUCUCCUCAUCACCUCACAUCCAGGAGAAUUGAUUAAACCUGGAGACACAAAAUGCGUCUUGAAUGAGGGGAUGCCCAUGCACCGUAGGCCGUUUGAAAAAGGGCGCCUAAUUAUACACUUCUCUGUGGUGUUUCCACAAGCCAACUUCCUCCCUAAGCAUAAGCUGAAGGAUCUGGAGCGCUACCUCCCCGUAAAGAAGGAGGCAGAGCAGCUGGAGAGUAUGGACGAUGACCUGUACAUCUACGCCGACCUGGAGGAGUGUGACUUUGAGAACAGAAAACGUCACAGCCGUCAGUACUACUAUGUGGAUGAAGACGACUAUGCAAGUGCUGGGGGUGUUCAGUGUCAGACAUCCUAAAUCCCAAUUAACCUGUUCGUAUUCCUGACAAGAAUCACCAUCUCUAAACAAAAGCACCUUUUUGGAGUUUUGUGCACUUUUUAUUUUAUUACUUCUCUUUUAAUCUUAGCUGUCUGAAUCAUGAAACUGUGCCCUAACGUAGCCUGAUGGUUUUUGCAGCUGUUGUAAUACUACGUUGACAGAGAGGGGUCUUGCAGUGCCAGGACUAAAUGUGGAUCCAGAUGAAUGGGGUUUCUCUUCAGCUCUGGGACAUUUUCUAUUUUCUUUCUUAUCGCACUGUGAUCAAAAAGUGGAGGGCUGGUACUGAGGAGACUUCAGAAGAAAGAAAAAUGUCAAGGUCUAAACCAGGACUGUCUGCUUUUAUGCAGUUGGACUAAAACUGAUGCCAAUAUAAAUAUUAAAAUAACAGUUUUCUUAGUGCUACUAAAUCGUUGCGAAUGCGUGUUACCGAGUUGUUACAUACAUUUUGUCUUCAGUCUUGGCUUUAGAAAUAUAUGGUAAGAAUUAAAACAUUUAUGCUGUUAUACCCUUUCAAGGGCUAUUUUCUAAACAGUGUCAUGGAAAGUGACAAAAUGUGAGUUGAGAGUCAAAGACUGACGCAUGCAAGUAUUUAGAUUCAGUUCACUUUAACUUAACAUUUUUUGAGCUGCCAAAGUUGUUUGUGGUGGAAAAAAAAGUCUGGAAAUGGAAAAAUAUCAUGCAAAUAUGACCCACUUUGGUUAUGAGCCAAAUAUGUAUGCAGGGGAGGUACUCAGUGUUCAAAGUCACAUAAGUUGGAAAUAGGUAAUAAGAAAGCUGUCCAGAUGACUACUAAAAACUCAGAUCUUGUUACAUUCAACACUUCUGUAUUCCAGAUUUAAUAUAUUGUUCAGAGUUUUACCUGCUGCCUUGGUUGAAACGGUUCCUCACAUUAAGAAGUCUGUAAUUUCCUCGCCUGUCCUGCCAAGCUAUGUGGAAAACAGUGGCUAAUGUUGAGGUUUUAAAGGUUUGAUGUUUGUUGGUGAGACUUUUUCAGAUGUAUUAUAAGAAAAGUAGUGAUGGAUGUUGGACCACAAGCUACUGAGCAUGUGUUUUUUUGUUUGUUUUGUUGUCAUAAUUCCUGUCCUAAUUGCCAAAGUGUCCGGAGGCUUGAUUAGGAACAUAUUCAUGACGCCUUUUACCUCAUCAAAGUAUCUGCCUGUUUUAAAGCCUUAUCAUGACUUGAAAUGAUGCAGUUUUCUUCCAUGAUGAUUUUUCCAAGCGAUAUUUCAGCACUAUGCUUACUACUUCUGUUAACAGAUGUUUUUCAAAGCAUAUGCAGUUUUAUUAACAUUACCACUCAACUCAGUGUGCAACUUGUGAAAUUUAUCUACAGUAUGUGUCGUCUUAAUUUGACUGUAAGCAUAUUAGGACCAAUGGUUUAAUUGUUUAUGCUCAUGUUUUCUAAUAAAAUACUGUUUAAUGGUCUUUGAUGAAAAUGUA